ACGGGAAGUAAACAGCAGUCACGGUGCGCUCCUCCUCCUCUGCAUGUGCUUCCCCACGGCUACUCCCCCCCAUCAGAGCUCUGCUCAUUUGCAUGAAAUGUGUGUCAGUAGGACACAGCUCACAUGCAGCGCGCGCAUGCAGCAGGCAUUCCUACAGCAACCGAGUCCACGCGCAGUCCUCUGCCACUGAGAGCAGCUCUACUACAGCAGCGUGACUGGGACGGGAGGAAAGAGGGCGUGUGAACACUGUCCUUGCCAUACAAAAACACAAACUAUUUAAAGGGCAAAGAAAGGAGGGGGAAAUAGCAGGGAAAAAAGCUCGCUCACAUUUUUAAGACACCUGAAAACGUGUUCGGUGUUUAUUUGUGUGACGCUUAAACUAGUUCCACAGCUCUAGCUUGGAGAAAGAUGUUUUGAAGGAAAGCGCAACUGUAAUGUGCACGAUACAGUGACAUCGUUCAAAGAGUGAAGACAGCAGGCACAGUGCCCUGUUUACCUGAAGGACAUCUGACAUUAGAGUUUCUCGAGACAUUUCCUAACAGACUUCUUGAAGUUCUCACCUGCGUGGACUCGACCCAGAUACCGGCAUUCCUUCAUCAGCAUCAGGAACCAUGGACACCAUGGACAGCAGUCCAGGUGGAGGAGUGAUCCUCUAUGCAGGCUCAACAGGAAGUGCAAGCCCCAGCCCAGGAAGCCCAUCCAGUGGGUACCAGUCCCAGUCCCCAGCUUCUCAGCCCUCGUCCCCGGAGGAGGUCUCGUUCACUGAGCUCGGUGCUCUUAAAAAACAUCCAGCUGGAAGCAAUUUCAGUUCUACAGGGGGCAACAAACUGGUGUUCCAAUUUCCAGAAGUAAGCAGCGCUACCACUGUUAACCCCAUUACACCGACUGUAACAUCAUCAGGGCAAAACAGCUAUUCUCACCCAAUGGUUGGCAGGCGACCAAGUGGGUUCACGGGUACUUUUACCAAAACAGGAGGUAUGGUGUUGCUCUGCAAAGUAUGUGGGGAUGUUGCAUCAGGAUUUCACUAUGGUGUUCAUGCAUGUGAGGGAUGCAAGGGUUUCUUCCGCCGCAGUAUCCAGCAGAACAUCCAUUAUAAGAUGUGUGUGAAGAAUGAAAGCUGUCUGAUCAUGAGGAUGAACCGCAACCGCUGUCAGCACUGUCGAUUUAAGAAGUGCCUCUCUGUCGGCAUGUCCAGAGAUGCUGUGCGAUUUGGACGCAUCCCAAAGCGCGAGAAACAACGCCUACUGGACGAAAUGCAGAGUUACAUGAACAGCCUUAAUGAAUCAUCUUCCAUGGACAUCACCUGUACUACACCCACCGAGACUCCUCCCAGCCCUGAAGAUGGCCAGGCAGAAGAGGCCAUUGGUGCUAUCUCGCAAGCUUAUCGCAAUAUCUUUGUGAACGGGGAGAAGUUGUUAGUAAAGAUUAAUAAUGAAAACAACAACCCUUCUUCCUUCCGUCAUAAUCCGAUACAAGAGUCCGGCUACAGCCAGACUCACUCUCAGCCAAGCAUCUCACCCCAACAUCAUUCCAUCCAUUCCACAUCAAGCUGUCUAUCCCGAUCCAGAUGCCCGGUCGCCAAUCACGACAACAAACCAAAAACACAAGUUGUGGACAACAGUCAGUAUAACUUCCCACAGUCCUCAAGUCCCAACCUGGGAACUACACCUUCUCAAAGCUGUCCAUUGAAGCACAACAAUUAUUCCACUCAAACAUCUUGUCCUUGGAGACUGAGCCCUGGUGCUAAAGUUCUGGCAUGUCCUCUCAAUGCGUGUCCCGUCUCCCCAGCCAGUCACUCCAGUCAGCAGGUUUGGGAGAGUUUUUCCCAGUGCUUCACUCCAGCUGUUAAAGAAGUGGUUGAAUUUGCCAAGAGCAUUCCAGGGUUUCAGGCCCUGAGUCAACAUGAUCAGGUCAUGCUGCUGAAGGCAGGAACCUUUCAGGUUCUAAUGGUGAGGUUCUGCUCGCUGUUUGAUGCCAAGGAGCGUACCCUAACUUUCCUGAAUGGUCAGACCUACCCAUUGGCGUCCCUGCGAGUGCUAGGCAUGUGUGGCCUUCUGGACGCCAUGUUUGAGUUCAGCGAGAAGCUGGGGAACAUGGGUCUGGAGGCCGAUGAGAUGGCCCUCUUCAUGGCUGUGGUGCUAGUUUCUGCAGAUCGUUCAGGUAUCUCAGAUGUGGGGGCCGUAGAGCAGCUCCAGGAGGAUUUGAUCGGCGCUCUUCGUGCUCUCAUCACUCGGCGAAGGCCAGAGGACAGCUCACUCUUCCCCAAACUCCUGCUACGUCUGCCUGACCUCCGUACCCUCAACAACCAGCACUCGGAGAAACUCCUAGCCUUCCAUAUCGACCCCUGAG
This is a messenger RNA of Carassius auratus (goldfish), 2349 nucleotides long. RefSeq names its product nuclear receptor subfamily 1 group D member 1-like. The transcript has 8 exons. The record is from RefSeq and is a predicted model, not a curated record. Gene Ontology annotation, molecular function: RNA polymerase II cis-regulatory region sequence-specific DNA binding; zinc ion binding; nuclear receptor activity. The coding region runs from base 612 to 2348 and encodes 578 amino acids. Gene Ontology annotation, biological process: positive regulation of transcription by RNA polymerase II; cell differentiation; negative regulation of transcription by RNA polymerase II. NCBI's taxonomy places the organism in Eukaryota, Metazoa, Chordata, Actinopteri, Cypriniformes, Cyprinidae. Gene Ontology annotation, cellular component: nucleus.